Messenger RNA from Daphnia pulex (common water flea), 3476 nucleotides. RefSeq lists its product as uncharacterized. Bases 657 to 3299 code for a protein of 880 amino acids. Lineage: Eukaryota; Metazoa; Arthropoda; Branchiopoda; Diplostraca; Daphniidae. The transcript has 13 exons. The record is from RefSeq and is a predicted model, not a curated record.
ACGGAUUGUCAGUUGUGGCCAGGUAGCGGCGACGAGUGGACGUAACCGCUACCGAAAUCGUUGUCGCAAGUUCAAGCAGAACGUGUUAGCUUUCGUUAUUUGUUUUCAAAUCCAAUAUUACCUUCUCUAGUUUUUCACGCGCCGGCUAUCGGAUGAGGGUAGCGUAGUGUACUCGUAGGAAAAAAAUCCUGUGGAAGAAAAAUCAUCGAACAGCAUUUUUCCAGCCAAAAAGUGCUGGUUUGAGUGAAUUUUCUACUAGACGAGAGAAUAUUUGAGAAGCAUGGAUUCGAAAAUUGUGGGAUAUUAACUAUUGCGGUUUGCUAGUAGUGAAAGUCGUUUUUCAAAGUUCUUGGCUAUUUUUGGUAUACUGGUUACGGAUAGGUAUGUAUUGAAAUACUAAAAGGACAUUAGUCUAACGGUGUCUGCGUCAGUCUUACCGGCCAACCAGUUUGAAAGAAAAAAAUAGCCUGUCAUGUACUUUGGAGAGAAACAAUAGGAUUUAUUUCUCACAUCUUUUGAGCGUCAAAGAAGUCGUACUCAAAUAUCAAAUAUCGACAGAUUCAUCCAUCUCUAAUCGACAGCCCAUUCCAAAACGGGAAGAGAACAUUAACGGAAACGCAGGAAAGGAAGUCGUGUCAAACUAUUGCGCAUUGGCGAUGGCUGUUAAAGUUCAACGAGUGCUAGGCAACGCGUUGGUCCGCUCCCCCGCCACGCCAGAAGCGGAGGCUGCCACUAAAAUUCCCCGUCGCCAGCACACACGCCGACUAUUCUCUUCUAAUUGCUUCAGGAUUCAGAUUCAUCGAACCCAAGUGCGGAUGCUCUUUGUUUGUCUCCUCCUCAUUUCAUUGCUGGAAACGGAAGGAAUGCCAAUGUGUGGAGUUCCUGGUCGUGCUGAGAACGGGACACAAAUAUCAUUGUACUCUGCGGAACUUUACAACCCUGGACAGAAGACGGAGUAUAGUUGUCAGCCUGGACUUGCUUUGCAUGGGGGAAAUUCGAUCCGCACUUGCCAGAAUGACGGAUCAUGGUCAGGCAGUCGGCCCCGCUGUGUUGAUAACUUGGCCUAUAAAAAAGCCGUUGCCUCUUCACGCGUCGUUAAUCACUACCGGCCAGAUCUCAUAGUGGACGGCAAUACAAGGUCGUGCAUCUACCUGGACACGCGAGUCGACGACCGAUUCAUUCAGAUUGAUCUGAAGAAAAAUUACCUCAUUUCUGGACUCGUCAUCCACGUCCCAGACGGCUACGUCCAGCAAUUGACGGUAUUCAUAGCCGAGAAGUUGGAGUCGGCUCCUGGCAUUCAGUACCGCAGGUGCACCCCGGGGAUAUCGCAUAUCAACGCCCCCAAACUCCAAAUUGAUUGCCGAGGAGAGCACGGUUCGGUAGCAGUUCCCGGCCGUUUCCUCCACAUCCGUGACGAACGACAAGUCCACGAUUUCUACUUUGCCUUGUGCGAAAUCGAAAUCUACGGCCUGCCAGCCUCACCGUUGAGCUGCGGGUUACCAGAUCUUCCAGCUUUUGCUACAUCGGUCAAUCAAACGCAGAUGCUGGAAGAAAAACAUCGAAACACUUUCGAAUUAACUUGUCAAACGGGAUUCAUUCUGCAAGGAACGAAAGUAUUGCGCUGCGUAGACGGCAACUGGAUUGGGAGCGAGGCCGCCCAGUGUACAGCCGUGGAAUGUGAUCCGUUAGAUCCUUUGAUCAAUGGACAAAUCGAAUUAUUUCCCACUCGCGGUUUGAACAACAAUAGUUUUAACAGCGUUGCUCGACAUAUUUGCUCGGAGGGCUUCAUGAUAUUCGGUGGCGACGUCACGAGAACCUGUGGUCUCGAUGGUCGAUGGACUGGUACCCCACCUUUUUGUCGAGCUACUGAUUGCCAAUUACCUCGGCCUAUUUUGAACGCUGUCUACAAAUUGGUCGACAACCAUACGAAACCAGGAGCCAUCGCUCAGUACACCUGUUCCAACGGAUAUGUCCCACAAAGAAUUUUGGCAGACAAGCCUCUCCAAACAGCAAUCGUGUGUCAGCAGAGUGGCGUCUGGAAGGAGGGGAAUUUUUACUGCGCCUUGAGAACGACAUAUUAUCCGCCGGUCUCCAUCUCGUUUUCCUCGACAACAGAAAUACCAAGUGAACCGACGGAAGAGCUGGUGCCUCCUGGUACUUUGAUCAGCACGACUGCUCCCGAGCAGACGUCAUUGAUUCAAGAAAUUGAAUUUUUCCAGCCCGUAACGAUAUCAAACGUUGAUCUGGAAACGACGAAUGUCAGCGUGGGCACCGGCAACACCAAUUCGAGCAGCAGUAUCGUCUUCGGUGAGGAGGAGGCCUCAGAAACUACGCGGUCAAUCGGAACAGCGGUCGCGGCAACGGGAUUUAUCGUUGUCUUCAUCGCUGUCUUUCUGAUGGUCGCUAUUGGCAUCACUUUCAACGUCUGCAGGAUGCGAACAGCUUUCGAAAAAGCCAAAAAACGUUUCUUAGUGGCAUCCACCAACCUGCUGCUGAUCAACACAUCGGAUUCUUCGACAAAAGAAGGCGUUUCCAACGCCGACCAUGAAAGCGGAGAAAGAAACAAAAAACACCAAGUGGUGGCCAAAUUGGAAUCGGAACCGGUUUACAACGAAUUAGACGAUCCCCUCCGCAAAUCAAAUUUCCACGUUCAGUCGUCACCCUCAACACUCAGCUCAGAGGAGGAAAGCACUUAUUUGGAUAUCGACAUUGACAAGGACGUCAAACCGGAACGCGAUUCUUUCCAAUUCUGCUCUGAAAAUUUCAGCUUACAAUGCGACUCGUACCAAAAUGAAUCUUCUUUUAUCGACUCGACCCGACCGUCACUCACUCCGGAUGAAAUUCUGCUUCUCUACGCCAAGGUGGAUAAAUCCAAGAAGAAGAAAAAUCGAAUCUACAGCAACGGAAUCACGACAGAGCCUCCUACGCUCGAGUCGAACGGCAAAGUGGAGUGCAACGAAGGAAUCGAAAACGUCGCACACGAAAUCGACGAUUCACAAAAAGGUCACCUCAAUAAAUCGUUUUCUAAAUUUCGUGAUUUUCAUCCUAAAAAAGUUAAUGACCUGCAAAUGCCGAAAACGGUUGUCGACGUUUCGCUGAACGAAUAUUUUAUCGAACACUCACGCAUUCGUUACAAAGAAACAAGUAAGACGCAUUUCCAGGAAGGUAGACCAUUACCAGCUUUGCCCAUCCGGGAAGCGAAACGUAAAAGUCAAGAGAACGAGAGUACUCCGGAUCAUAAUGAGGAAACCAACAGUCAAAACAUCUAUGCCACUCUGCCCUUACCCAAGUCAACGUAAAUCCCCCUCCCCUCCUGUUUUUCCCUUAACAUAUUUCUAUCGUCUAUAGAUUGUCUAUUAAUCAUAUUAUGUUUUACUGUACCACAUACACACGACUAUAUUUUGUAUACCAUUUGGGCGAAUAAUUGUACAAAACUGAGAGAAAUAGAAAAGAAAUACAACAAGUAAUCAUCCAUA